UCCUGUUUUGCAUCACAUUGUUUAUAUUUGACAAAAGUUUUUUAGUGUACAUUGAAAAACAUGAAGAACAAUGGUAUUGCAGCAUUAAGAAAACCAAGAUCAAGGCUUGCCCAAUUUAUUCUAAGCUUCAUCUCUUGCACAAAACAUGGGCAAAGGGAUUGCAGACAGAUGAAUGGGCCAGUGCUGCUUCUGUACCAAAUUCCAGCAUUGCUCUGCUGAUGAUCACUUUUAUAUCAAUGAUGAUGACUUGUGAUUGUACCUGCAAAAGCUCUGUGGGAUUCACUUUCUCCAGCUUGUUGAUGGGUGUAUUCAUCUGUGCUGUUUCACAUAUAAUAUUGAAGAUCAUAAUCCUGCUUUUAAGGGGAAUGCUUAUAAGGGAUUGCGAUUGGGAGAGCUGUAACAAUGAAAAGGAAAUAGUGAAUGUUGAGGCUCGCUGUGUAAAAGUUGCACAGAAUGGAUUUGGUGAGAUUGUGCACUAUAUUGAUUACGAUGAAGGAGUCUUACAAAAGGGGGUUGAAGAAAUUUCGCAGCUUGAGGAUGGAAGUGUUAGAGGCUUUAAUGGGUUUUCGGAAGUUUUGCAGUUUGAUGAUCAAUGUCGGGAAGGUUUUAAACAGAAUCCUGUUGAGGAAAUUUUGCAGUUUGAUGAUCAAUGUGCUGGAUGUUUUAUAAAGAAUGCAGUUGACUAUGAUGAAGGAGUCCUACAAAUGGGAGUUGAAGAAAUUUCGCAGCUUGAGGAUGAAAGUGUUAGAGGUUAUAAUGGGUUUGCGGAAAUUUUAUGGUUUGAUGAUCAGUGUCCGGAAAGUUUUAAACAGAAUCAAGUUGAGAAAAUUUUGCAGUUUGAUGAUCAAUGUGCUGGAUGUUUUAUAAAGAAUGGAGUUGAGCAAAUUUCACUGUCCAAUGAUCAAUGUGACGGAGGUUUCAUAAAGAAUGGAGUUGACGAAAUUUUACUGUCCAAUGAUCAAUGUGAUGGAGGUUUUAUAAAGAAUGGAGUUGAGGAAACUUCACUGUCCACUGAGAAAUAUGAUGGAGCUUAUAAACAGGACGGGGUUGAGAAAAUUCCACAGUUUAAUGAUCACUGCUUUGGAGAUUUUAAACAGGACGGGUUUGGGAAAAUUUUGCAGGUUGAUGAUCAUCGUGUUGGAGGUUUCGAACACAAUGGGAUUGAAGAAAAUUUGCAGCCUGAUGAUCAGUGUGUUGGAGGCUUUGAACAGAGGUUUGAGAAAAUUAUGCAGCUUGAUGAUCAGUGUGUUCUACGCUUUAGCUUUAAACACAAUGGGUAUGAAAAAUUUUUGCAGCUUGAUGAUCACUGUGCUGGAGGCUUUCAACAGAAUGGGUUUGAGAAAAUUUUGCAGCUUGAUGAUCGCUAUGCUGGGGCCUUCGAACGCAAUGAUGAUCAAUGUGUUGGAGGCUUUAAACAGAAUGAGUUUGAGAAAAUUUUGCAGCUUCAUGACCAGUGUGUUGGAGGCUUUAAACAGAAUGAUGAUCAAUGUGUUGGAGCCUUUGAACACAAUGAUGAUCAAUGUGUUGGAGGCUUUAAACAGAAUGGGUUUGAGAAAAAAUUGCAGUAUGAUGAUCAGUGUAUCGGAGGAUUUAAACAGAAUGGGUUUGAGAAAAUUCUGCAGCUUGAUGAUCACUGUGCUCGAGCUUUUGAACACAAUGAUGAUCAAUGUGUUGGAGGUUCUAGAGAGAAUGGGUUUGACAAAAUUUUAGAGCUUGAUGAUCAAUGUGUUGGAGGUUUUAGUCAGGAUGGUGGUGAGGAAAAUGUAACCCAUUUGGAAAAUCAUGAUGAGGAUCAACAUACAUCUCAACUUAAAGAGGAUAAAUGUGCUGAAGAUCAGGAGCUAAUUGUUCCGGAUAAUAGUGAAGCUGAUGGGGAAGAAGGUUCUGAAGAACUAGUUUCUUGUGUAGGGCAGAAUGCAUUGAUCACUUCAGGAACAAGUACAGCUAAAGAGGAGCAGUUAGAAGUCAAUGGUUUCUGUUUUGGAACAGACCAUAAUGUAGAGGAUAGUUUAGACUCACCUAAAUAUGAAGAAAAAGGAUUAGAGAGCCCUACAAGUAAAGACAUUGUAGGUCAAAUUGAGGAAAUAGCUGCAGUGGAGGACAUGGCAGUUGUUACUAGUGACACAGUUGCAAGGGAACAUUUAAACACUGAAUUUGAAGAAAAGAAUUUAUCUGAAGCUAGCAUUGAACAUUUAAACACUGAAUUUGAAGAAAAGAAUUUAUCUGAAGCUAGCAUUGGUCACAAUAAUUUAAAUGAGGUUUUAGAUAUAAAUGCUGUUGAGGGGUCAUCCACAAUUGGAGAGAUAUGUGAAAUUGAAGAGAAGAAGAAUGCACUUGAUAAGAUGUUGGAAGAAUUAGAGUCAAAAGAAUUAGAAGAGCUGUGCACAGUUCCAAACAAUGACAGACAAAUUUAUGAGCUAAUGCAUGAUCUAAGCAAGGAUGAAGAUGGGGAGAACCAGGUUUGUGAAAUAGUGGAAGAUGAUAUCAGUGAUUUCAGUACUGAAAGAAAAAACCCAGAUCACUUUAAAGUGGCAGAUAGGAUUAGAGAUCUUAAACAUGAUCUUUUAAGAUUACAGUAUGAGUUUGUGAGUGAAGAGUCAACAUCAAAAUCCUCUGGAAGUGAGCAGAGAAACUCUACCAUGAGCAGACAAUCUGAAUUAGAAGAUUGUUGGUAUAAUCAACCAGCUCCUCCAAGCCCUGGACAUGGGAGUAAUACUGCUAAUACUGCUACAUCAAUAGAUGCAUUAUAUGAGACAUAUACUGAAAGGAUGCGACAUUUUGAUAGGAUCAAUAACUAUCAAAUGCAUUCAGUUGGUAUUUUCGAGCCAAAAUUCUUGCAAAAGUCUAGGUCCCUUAAGUUAACAUCAUCUUUCCGUCAACUUUCUUCAAGAAGAAGGGAAGUGGAAAAUGAUGAGAUUGACUACAAGCUUCAAAAGGAAGAAUUGGAGACUGUUUAUGUGGCUCAGACAUGCUUAACGUGGGAGGCACUUCAUUGGCAAUACAAAAUUGUUCGGUAUUUAGAAGCAUCAUCUUCCAUUGAUGGAGAAGCUUCUCUAUCAUAUGAACAAGCGGCAGAGCAAUUUAAACAGUUUCAAGUUCUGCUACAAAGGUUUCUAGAGAAUGAACAUUUCAAUCAGGGAGCUAGAAUUCAAGAAUAUUCCAGGAGUAGAUCCCUCAUGCCUAAAUUACUUCAAGUUCCUGCUCUCAGAGCUUCAUCCACAGAAGGAACGGAAGAGGAGAUACAUGAAGCAUUCUACAGAGAUCCAGUUACCAUCUCAGAGUUGAUCAAAAUUAUGGAGGAAGCUAUUAUGACUUUCUGGGAUUUCGUUAAGGCUGACAAAGACAUUAAAACUUGUAAAUCAAAGAAACAUCAGAAGCUUAUGGAUUCAGCAGACUCCACCCUUCUACAAGCCAUUAGAAGAUGCCUAGAGAAGAAAGAGUCGAGACUUAAUGAUCUGAAAAGGAGAGGAAAGUUUCUGAGAAAAAACAAAUCAAAUCCGAGAAGAGCAGAAGAAACUGAAAUUUUGCUUGCCCUUAUCGACUUGAGAAUAAUAACACGGGUGUUGAGCAUGUCAAGAAUGACCAAAGAUCAUCUACGUUGGUGUGAAGAAAAGCUAAAUGCACUCAAUGUUUCCCAAAGCAAUCUGCAGAGAGAUUGUAUGCCUGUGUAUUUUCCAUCUUAAAUUUUCAAGUUCAUCUUAAGUUGGUUAAUGCCAAUGCGAUGCAGUAUAGGAGGAUGUUUUUGUAACUUUUAGAGACUUACAUUUAUUAAUAAAAUCAAAUGUAAAGAGUUUGUGUUUAAAUGAAA
This is a messenger RNA of Cryptomeria japonica (Japanese cedar), 3808 nucleotides long. RefSeq lists its product as uncharacterized. NCBI's taxonomy places the organism in Eukaryota, Viridiplantae, Streptophyta, Pinopsida, Cupressales, Cupressaceae. Bases 219 to 3683 code for a protein of 1154 amino acids. The record is from RefSeq and is a predicted model, not a curated record. The transcript is spliced from 6 exons.